UUUUUUCCUUCAGCGAGUGGGAGGAUUCGGGACCACAGCCAAGGUGUGACAGAAGCAAUGGAACGCUGAGCAAGAAGAGUAACUAAUACUAGACGUCGCUGAAAGGAAACUGCUUACAACAAGAAAAGGGUCAAGGAAAGAAAUCCAAAUGGCGGAACAGUCCUCAGAUCUGGAGAAGGCCCUCUACUCCCUGGUGACAAACUUUCACUCUGCAGCUGGCAACAAUGCCUCCACACUGAAAAGAGAUGAAUUUAAAAAUCUUCUUUCUUCACAGCUGCCUAACCUAGCUAAGACGUCAGGCUCAGAAGCAGGCAUGGGGGAGAUGCUGCAGCAGAUGGGGGUGAAAGAUGGGGAGGACGUCUCCUUCCAGCACUUCUGGAGCCUCAUCCAGACCCUGGCCACCAACCAGUUUGGCCUUCUGAGCCAUGAAAAAGUCUCCAAGUGUGGAUGUGUGUUAUUGUGAGACCAGAACCAACUGGAUUCUUUUAGAUCGGUCCUCGCUCAGGCAUAGGGAACUACCACCGCCAUGCUUAUCGAGCUCUGAUGAUCGUAUGUUUUUGGGUUUUUUUUACAUUUUUUAUGCAUCUCAUCUUCAUUUGGCACCUUUAUCUUAACAACAUAUCAAACGCACUCCAUUAGCACACUGAGGGCCCUGCCAUGGCUGCAUGGCUUUAUGAAUCACACAAAAAUGGUGUUGGUUGCCUUUUGUGCCUUUGUGAGUGUGUACAGCACAUACUGGAAUUCAGAACAACAUUGAGGCUUAGAACUGAAAGAGAUUUAUUUUCAUAAAGUAAAGCACUACAUUGGAGAGAAAAUUAAAAGGAGUUUUAGCUGACGUUUUCAUGAAGACAAAUGAAUUAAUUUCCUUUGUAAGAUGUCAAUUGAACUCAUUAUUGAACACAGAAGAUGUUGUUGAUGAUCCCUCUUACAAUGUUGGGACAGGAAAUGGAACCUGUGUCCGCUACCCUAAACUAAGAAAUUGUGAUUCACAUUAAGCUUAUUUAGCCCUUUAGGUUCACAUUAUUUUGUACCAUUCUUUGCCAAAUCCAAUUACCACAUAUUCAGGGUCAGUGGCGUGCUCAGUCCCUUCUUUUGAUAUAUCGAUUGUUGUUGGUUGCUCUUUGGUCCAAGGUAAUUAGUUUAUGUAAGAAAAAAGAGAAAAAAUUCUCCACGACCAAGGCACUCCACAAGUUUAAAAUGUCUUUAAUACAAACUAGACUUGUCCAACAAGGACCUAAAAAUGUCCACGCGUAGCGGCUAGGGCCUUCAUCAGGACAGGCCAAUUACCGCAUGUUCUCUGGUCACAAAUAAUUGAAAUACACCAGUGGCCUUGAAUCACAGUGAAAUAUACAAAACACUUACUUUUUAUUGAUGACUAUCACAAAGACACUAUUGAACUGAUGAGAACACUUACAUUGUAUUUAUAUUUUUUUAUAUUUUUGUUUUCGUUUUCUGUGGCCAACAUCUAAGGUGUCUGUCAUCCUUGAAACGACUUGCACUUAAUAAACUUUAAUUGGUAACAUGGA
This is a messenger RNA of Sardina pilchardus (European sardine), 1526 nucleotides long. RefSeq names its product S100 calcium binding protein V2 (gene s100v2). Bases 149 to 463 code for a protein of 104 amino acids. Gene Ontology annotation, molecular function: calcium-dependent protein binding; calcium ion binding. The record is from RefSeq and is a predicted model, not a curated record. Gene Ontology annotation, cellular component: perinuclear region of cytoplasm. The transcript is spliced from 3 exons. NCBI's taxonomy places the organism in Eukaryota, Metazoa, Chordata, Actinopteri, Clupeiformes, Clupeidae.